Messenger RNA from Chrysochloris asiatica (Cape golden mole), 936 nucleotides. Its product is annotated as olfactory receptor 4C6-like. Gene Ontology annotation, biological process: G protein-coupled receptor signaling pathway. The transcript is spliced from 2 exons. Gene Ontology annotation, molecular function: G protein-coupled receptor activity; olfactory receptor activity. The record is from RefSeq and is a predicted model, not a curated record. Bases 4 to 936 code for a protein of 310 amino acids. Lineage: Eukaryota; Metazoa; Chordata; Mammalia; Afrosoricida; Chrysochloridae. Gene Ontology annotation, cellular component: membrane.
UAAAUGGGAAACAAACGUAAUGUGACUGAAUUCAUUCUUUUGGGUCUUACAAAGAACCCAGAGCUGCGGAAAAUAUUCUUUGCUGUGUUUCUAAUCAUGUAUGUGGCCACCGUAUUGGGAAACCUAUUCAUUGUGAUAACUCUGACUGCUAGUCCAAGUCUGAGGUCACCGAUGUAUUUUUUCCUUACUUCCUUGUCAGUCAUGGAUACUAUCUAUUCUUCUGUCAUUGCCCCCAAAAUGAUUGUGGAUUCCCUCUCUGAAAGCACUACCAUCUCCCUGGAAGGCUGCAUGACCCAGCUCUUUGGAGAACAUUUCUUUGGUGGAGUGUCCAUCAUCCUUCUCAUUGUGAUGGCCUAUGACCGCUAUGUGGCAAUCUGUAAGCCCCUGCACUACAUGACCAUCAUGAGUCCUCGGAUGUGUUGCCUACUGAUAGGAGGGGCCUGUCUAGGAGGAUUUUCACAUGCAAUGAUACAGCUCCUUUUCAUGUACCAAAUACCUUUCUGUGGUUCCAAUGUCAUCGAUCACUUCAUAUGUGAUUUGUUUCAAUUGUUGACACUGGCCUGCAUGGACACUUAUGUCCUGGGUCUCUUGGUCAUCCUCAACAGUGGGGUGAUGUGUGUUGCCAUCUUCCUAAUCCUCAUUGUCUCCUACAUAGUCAUCCUCUGCUCCUUGAAGUCUUACAGCUCUGAAGGGCGGCACAAAGCCCUCUCCACCUGUGGUUCCCACCUUAUGGUGAUUGUCUUGUUCUUUGUCCCAUGUAUUUUCUUGUACGUAAGACCUGUGGCCACAUAUCCCAUAGACAAAGUGAUGGCUGUAUCAGAUGCCAUCGUCACACCCAUGUUAAAUCCCUUGAUCUACACCCUGAGGAAUGCAGAAGUCAAAAUUGCCAUGAAGAAACUUUGGAAGCAUCUUCUGAUGCUUAGUGAUAAAAAAUAA